Fundulus heteroclitus (mummichog) is the source of this 6655-nucleotide messenger RNA. RefSeq names its product HEAT repeat containing 1 (gene heatr1). The record is from RefSeq and is a predicted model, not a curated record. The transcript has 45 exons. Gene Ontology annotation, molecular function: snoRNA binding. Gene Ontology annotation, biological process: positive regulation of transcription by RNA polymerase I; maturation of SSU-rRNA from tricistronic rRNA transcript (SSU-rRNA, 5.8S rRNA, LSU-rRNA). NCBI's taxonomy places the organism in Eukaryota, Metazoa, Chordata, Actinopteri, Cyprinodontiformes, Fundulidae. Gene Ontology annotation, cellular component: 90S preribosome; t-UTP complex; small-subunit processome. The coding region runs from base 86 to 6505 and encodes 2139 amino acids.
GAACCGGAUGUAGAUGGCAGUUUCCGGCGCAGAAGUCGUGCACGUGUGUGUUUUGGGGGACUAAUCGUUCGGGUCGGAAGCCGCCAUGACGUCCUUAGCUCUCCAGCUGAAGAAGCUCGCGCUUCCCCAGAGCGAUCCCAACCUGCUGACCCGUAAAGAGGUUGCCUCGCUGCUCUUCGAUCCCAAAGAUGCUGCCACCAUGGACAGGAGCACCUUCUACGCUCUCGGCUGCACGGGGCUGGAGGAGCUGCUGGGAAUCGAGCCGGCUUUCCUGGAGUUCCAGGACACGCUGUUCAGCCCCGCCUCCCUGACCCUGGAGCGCAGCGUCCAGUCCAAGGAGGUCAACGAGAAGCUGGACGCGGGAAUCUCGCUCUUCCUCACCCGGCUCUGCCCGUAUUUCCUGCUGAAGCCGGCGCACAAGUGCAUCGAGUGGCUGGUCCACCGCUUCCACGUCCAGCUCUACAACCCCGACAGCCUGGUGGCCUGCGCGCUGCCGUACCACGACACCAACCUGUUCGUGCGGGUCGUGCAGCUGCUGAAGCUCAAAGAAGCCACCAACCGCUGGAACUGGCUGCAGUGUUUACAGAAACCGGGCGUGCCGCUCUCCAAAGGGACUCUGAUCACGCACUGCUGCUCCGACCUGAGCUUCAUGGACUUCGUCUGCACCUUGGUGACGCGCUCCAUCCAGGCCUACUCCGGACAUUCCGAGAGCUUCUCCCAGCUCCGGGUGAUCUUCUCCUUCUACGCCUCCACCAUCGUGCCCGCUCUGGACGCCGUGGGCAAAGUUUCCGACUCCAUCAUCGCCAAGCUGCUGCCUUAUGUCCAGAGGGGCCUCAAGUCGCCCCUGUCGGACUACAAAGCCGCCACCUACAUGAUCGUGUGCCAGCUGGCGGUGAAGGUGGUGAUGGAGGCCGGCCUGGUGGACAGCCUCGCCGUGCACAUCAGCAAGUCGCUGCUCCGAGAGCCCGUCCUGGCCAAGGAGGCUCUGGGCUCCCUCGUCGUGCUGCUGCAGCACCAGAAGGAGGGAUCGGCCGGGCCCAGGGCCGUCGGCAGUCUGUGCUCGGCGCCGGCGCUGGUUUCGACGCUGUGGGUCAUGGCGGCGGCUCACGACGUCAGUCCUUUGCUGCGGUACCUGCUGCCUCACCUGGUCCACGCCGUGUUCUACAGCAGCUCAGAUGAGAAAGCGACAGAGAGGCUCAGCGUGCUGGAGUCCAUCCUGAAGUCUGUCCCCCUGACCAAAGACCUGGACCGGACCGUGGCCCGGCUGCUGCUGGAAGAGUACCUCAACCAAACGGAGCGCUGUGCCGAGGACAUGUCGGCCCUCGACCAGCGCCUGCUGCCCGUGGUCCGACUGUUCGAGUCCAGGUACUGCCAGGCUCUGGACGCCGUCCUCUCCGGUCACGUGACCGACAACGCCGACUCGCAGCGGAAAAAUCUCUUCCACCAGUUCCUGUCCCUCUCCAUGAGCAGCGGCAAAUUCCAAAUUUUAGACGACUCGGACACGUCGCUGCUCCUCAGCCUGAAGCACCCGCAGCCGUCGGUCCGAGUGGCGGCCGUGGAUCACCUGAUGAGCAUCGUUGCGUCUGAACAGCAGCAGAGUUUGGACGAAGCGUUCCUGAAAGACGCCGUGGCGGAGCGCCUCAGCGACGACGCUCCCGGAGUGGUCUCUGCUGCUCUCAGGGUCCUGCAGAUGCUGCUGGAUGUUCUGGACCCGGAGGACGUGUUGUCCUGGCUGCUGUCCCUCCUGCACAGAGUCCAUCUGUCCGCUCAGCAGUGGAUGCCCGUGCUGAUGGAGGCGGUGCGUUUGCUGUCCGACCCCCGGCUGGGAAAGGGAGACGCCGAGUUUCUCCAGAAAACGGGCUGGGAGCUGCUGCCCUUCCUGGUGAUCACCUCGGCCCAGGCCGGGAUGGCCGGCUGCGUCGCCCAGUCGUCCGUCCUUAGCCAGCACCCCCUCACUCUGGGCUGGGCUCAAGAGCUGCAGGACGUGAUGAAGAGGAGCGCUGAACCCGGCUUCGUGGGUCUGGCCAAUCAACGCCUUGUCUCCACUCUGACCAAGAACCUGACCAACAUGGAGCACUUCUCUAAACGGGACGCCCUGGAGAAGCUGGUCCUGAUGGUGGAGCAGCAGCGGAGCUCCGGCCUCGGAGGGAGGCCGGCCUUCCUGGUCCUGACCCAGACCCUCCUGCUCAGCCUGGGGGAGCUGAGCGAGACGCAGCACCUGCUCACGGCUCAGAGGGUCUACAUGCUGCUGGAGCCCCCCCUGUUGGAUCUGAUCCGGAAGGACGGCGCCGAGGAGUUUGGCUGUCCCGUCUCGGUGCCGGCCUCCUCCUCCGAAGCCCUGGGCCUCUACCUGGACAGACGCGAGCAGCAGCCAGGGGAGCGUCUGGACCAGGAGUUCAGUUCGGUUCUGCUCGCUCUCCUCCGAGACUUCGUCGUCUCGCUCGGGUGUCACGACGCCUCUUUCAAAGACGACGCGUGGUGGAACCCGGAAAAGAUGGACAACACCACCUGCUGCUACCUGGGCCUGAUCUGCCGCCUCUUCAGCAUCACCAUCAGCGGCGGCGCGGAGGGCCCGGUGGCCCUCAGCUGCAGGGAGCUGAUGAAGCUGCUGUGCCAGGUCCACCUGCAGGAGCCCACGAGGCUCUUUAGGUUCCUGAGCCUCCUCUGGGGAUACAGCGAUAACCACGGAGACCAGCUGGAUGUGAAGCUGGGCGCCGUUCUGCAGACCAGAGCCCUAUACAUGGGCCAGGCUCUGCUGGAGGUCCAGCCUGUCGCCACGCUGGACAAGCUGGCGGCUACCGACUCACCAGUUGUCCCAUCCUUGCUGUGCUGUCUCAGCUCUCCGGUUCGAGAGGUGCGCAGGGCUGCCCUGUGCGCCCUGCAGAGCCUAUCAAGAGCCAGCAAGUUCCCCUUCCAGCCAAUCGCAGAGAGGCUGCAGAGGACCUCAGAGGAGGUCAUCACCGACCCGUUGUACCUGAGCACGGUCCUCGCCGUCCUUCAUGACGAGUCUUCAUCCGGCAAGCUGAAGUCGCAACGGGAGAAGCUGCAGACGGCGCUCCAGCAGCUGCUGCAGAGCGUCCAGGACCCAUGCUGCCCAUCUUACACUGCCGCCGCUCUGCUGAGGGCGCUGAGCCUCGUCAACGGAAAGGCCGUCCUCUCCGCCCUGCUCCCUGUUCUGGAACGCCUCCUGGAGCAGACCGGACCCGACACCCCGUCCCUGCGCUCGGAAACCCAGCUGCUGCAGCUCGUACUGGGGAAGUUCAACGAGGCGUCGGCGCCCCUGCUGGCCGAGGACAAGAACUGCACGGAGCUGUUCGUCAGGGCCCUGAGGCUACCCAGCUGUCAGACCUCCGCUCUGGAACAGAUCACCAAGCAGUUUUUCUCAGCCCUCGGAGACGAGCGGGUGCAGCAGACGCUCCUGUCGGUGAUGUUCGACCUGCUGGUGGAGUGUCACAGUCCUCUGGUGGCCAGUACGGUCAGCAGCGUCUUCAAAGCGAUCGCCAUCGAUGCUCAGCUGGUGGCCAACGAGCUGGCGCCUCCGGACAAGCCGAAGGUCACCGUCACCGUUCAGCAAACCCGCCGGAGCAGAAUGAGCCAGAGGAAACCUCAGGAGAGUGACGGUGUAUGUCCGGAGAGAGAUGCUAUAUCGUGGCAGAAGGUCACGCUGAUCCUGGAGCUGCUGCAGCACAAGAAGAAGCUGAAGAGGGCUCAGGUGUUGGUGCCGGUUCUCUUCUCUCUGCUUUCCAGGAGUCUGGAGCCGUGUGCGGGUGACCAGACAAACAUGGAGUACACCAGGCAGCUGCUGCUCGGCUGUCUGCUGAACGUCUGCAACAAGCUGUCGCCUGACGGAGGCCCGCUGGCUGCAGAUGUCCUGGACGCGGAGAAGUUCAACGUGGAGCUGGUGGUUCAGGUCAUCAGGUCGUCUGACAUGCCCCAGACUCACCACCACGCUCUGCUGCUGCUGGCCGCCACCGCCGCCAUCUUCCCUGAGAAGGUCCUCCACAACAUCAUGCCCAUCUUCACCUUCAUGGGCGCCAACAUCCUGCGCCUGGACGAUGCCUACAGCUUCAGAGUCAUCGAGAAGACGAUGCAGACGGUCGUUCCGGCCUUAGUCCAGGCCCACCGCCUCUCUGACGGCUCCUCCGCCCCCGACAUGGUCGCCGUGGUGACGAAGAUCAUGCACGUCUUUGCCGACGCGCUGCCUCACGUGCCCGAGCACCGCCGGCUGCCCGUCCUCGGCCAGCUGGUGGCCGCGCUGGGCCCCGCCCACUUCCUGUGGAUCCUCGUGCUGCUGCUGCUGAAGCGGCACGCCACACAGGGCAGCGGCGCCGACGACAAGGACGCGGCUCUGGAGCGGGACAUGGAGUUCUGGGUGUCGCUGUGCUGCCAGUUCACCGUGGACCAGCAGCUCGGCUCCCUCAUCAGCAUCCUGAACUUCCUGCUGCAGCUGCCAGACGACAAGGAUGAAGCCGCAGCAAAGCGGCCAGCUGGCCGGCGAGCGGUCAGGAAAAAGGAGGACGAGCCGGAGGACAAGACGGAGGACCUGGUGUUCAGCGUGGAGGCUCACAGCAGCAAGGAGCUGCGACACUUCAAGUUCCUCUGCGUGUCCUUCAUGGCCCAGCUGCUGGGCUCCAGCAGCUUCAUCCAGAAGGUGUCAGAGGAAGCGGGCGGCAGCGAGGACGCCCUGCAGCAGCUGCAGCAGAGGCUGCUGGAGGAGAUCCUGCGCUACAUCCACUCCGUGGCUCGCUGCGUGGAGGAGAACGCCGACAAGCCCACCGCAAAGUUCUGGAGGGUUCUGCUCAACAAGGCCUACGAAGUCCUGGACAGGGUGAACGCCUUGCUGCCCACGGACACCUUCAUCACCGUGAUGAAGGGGCUGAUGGGAAAUGAGCUCCCGUCGGUGCGGAGGAAGGCCAUGGAGCUCCUGAACAACAGGCUGCACCAGCGGCCGCAGUGGGACGAGCAGCAGGUGGCGGCGCUCUUACAGCUGACCUCUGACCUGCGGAGCAUUGUGGGGAAGAGUCCCGGUACGGUGUCCGAGCAGGCCAUCAACCGGCAGACGGCGCUCUACAGCCUCAAGCUGCUCUGUCGCAGUUUCGGCUCCGCCCACCAGGAGGUGUUCGUGCCCGUCCUGCUGCUGGCGGUGGACAUCGCCACGGUGACAAAGGAGGAGAAGAACGUGGUGGGCAGCGCUCUGCUCUGUAUCGCCGAGGUGGUUGGUGCGCUGAAGGCACUCGCCAUCCCUCAGUUACCCAGGUUGAUGCCGGCGGUGCUGCAGGUGCUCAGCGACAGGAAGGAGCUGCUGAGCAACGAGAUCUACCUCCUGAGCGCCGUCACGGCCCUGCAGCGCGUCACGGAGACGCUGCCGCACUUCAUAAGCCCGUACUUGCAGGACACCACGCUACAGGUGUGCCGCUUGACCCGCCUCACAGCGACCUCCUCCUGCUCGACCUCCUCCUCCUCAUCGCCGGCUGCCCAGCUCUGCCUCCGCCUCUCGUCCCUGCGGAGCACGCUGGCCACCAGGCUGCCCCCCAGGGUCCUGCUGCCCAACCUGUCCAGGUGUUACAGCUGCAUGGUGGAGGACAGGAAGGACCAGCUGGAGUCGCUGAUGAGCAUCCUGAAGGAACAUAUCUGUCACAUGGACAGAGAGCAGCUCAGCGUCCACCAAUCAGAGCUCACCGCGUUCUUCCUGACGUCGCUGGACUUCCGGGCCGAGCGCUCCCAGGGCGACCUGGAGAAGGCGUGGCGGGUGGAGGGCGGAGUCAUCGACUGUCUGAUCGCCAUGGUGAUGAAGCUGUCGGAGGUCACGUUCAGGCCGCUCUUCUUCAAGCUCUUCGAUUGGACCAAAUCAGAAAGCAAAGAGCGCCUGCUGACGUUUUACCGCCUCUGCGACCGCAUCGCCGAGCGGCUCAAAGGACUCUUCGUCCUGUUCGCAGGCAACCUGGUGAAACCUCUGGCAGACGUGCUGAGGCAGACCAACAGCUCCAAAACAGAUGAGCUCAUCUUUGACUCAGAGCUUUCAGAGGAGAAGAACUGCCUGCUGCUUCAGUUGGUCCUCGACGUCCUCCAGAAGAUCUUCCUGUACGACACGCAGAGGUUCCUGAGCCGAGAGCGUGCCGACACCCUGCUGGGCCCCCUGGUGGACCAGCUGGAGAACUGCCUAGGCGGGCCGCAGGUCUACCAGAACCGGGUCGUCCAGCACCUGGUUCCCUGUGUGGGUCAGUUCUCUGUGGCGCUGGCCGACGAAUCUCAGUGGAAAACUCUUAACUAUCAGAUCCUGCUGAAGACGAGACACAGCGACUCCAAGGUUCGGUUCUCCUCCCUCCUCAUGCUGAUGGAGCUGGCGUCCAAACUGAAAGAGAACUACGUGGUUCUGCUACCUGAGACCAUCCCCUUCCUGGCAGAACUCAUGGAGGACGAGUGUGAGGAAGUGGAGCAGCAGGUCCAGAAGGUCAUCCAGGAGAUGGAGAACAUCCUGGGCGAGCCGCUGCAGAGCUAUUUCUAACACUCUUAAAAUACCACAUAGAACACGUUCCAAAGAGUCACCCGGAGAACCCUGUCCACGCCGAAAUCCACUCACUGGUCGUCUUGGAGUGAAAUGUUCAGUUAUCACAUGAUAUAAAUAAAUGUUUAAUUUUUUAAUUUGAAAAAAAAA